Messenger RNA from Trichoplax adhaerens, 1326 nucleotides. RefSeq lists its product as uncharacterized. Lineage: Eukaryota; Metazoa; Placozoa; Uniplacotomia; Trichoplacea; Trichoplacidae. Gene Ontology annotation, biological process: mitotic spindle assembly; regulation of centriole replication; metaphase chromosome alignment. Gene Ontology annotation, cellular component: spindle; centriole; centrosome. The transcript has 13 exons. The coding region runs from base 1 to 1326 and encodes 441 amino acids. The record is from RefSeq and is a predicted model, not a curated record.
AUGAUAGCAGGACCACCCCGGAGAGUAGCCGUGCAUGAGCCUGUUCAAGACAAAAAGAAUCAAGAACCAGUAGCUACCAAAAAGAAAAAAAAGAGGAAAGAAUGGGACAGUACUGUUUCCGACUUGUCCGUAUAUAAACUCUCCAAGGAAGAAUUGGCAAAAAGGCGGCAGCUAUACCAAUCACCAAAUUGGUCCACUAGCCAAAGAAAUACUUUCAUGGAUGAAUCUAAUACCUCACGACUUAGUCAGUUGACUCCUGAUGGACGAGACACAAAAAAAGCGGUUGUUAUGAAAGAAAUUUUACAUCGAAAUGAUAAGCUACAAAAUCUUCUUGAAGAAUCGGAUAGGGCAGUAAAUGUCAUAAAAGACUUAUUUGGAGAUCAUCCUCGACGUUUCAUAGCAUUCCCAAAUGUUACGGCAGCGCCGGAGAAUCAGGAAUUAGAUCAUAACAGUGAUGGUCAUCUAAGAAAUAGCAUAGUUGUUCAACCUGAAGAGCCACCGACGCGACUUUCUACUUUAAGUCAGUCCGUAGUCAAUACUCCGGCAAUAAACGAAGCCAUUUCAGUGGCUGAUGACGAUCUGCCUGUUAAUGAUAAAGAAACUAAUGAUACUGUCAAAGAUACCUUACUAGAUAGUAUACAUUCUACACAAAAUUAUACUAAGAAAGGGGAUAAAUUGGCCGAAAAUAUCGUAAAUAAUGAUAGAAAUGGGGACGAUUUUGCAGAAAGUAGUUUAAUUGAUGAUGGCACAAAGGACCCUAUCAAUCAGCGAGGUAAAAUAUCUAGUUUAGAUGAACUUAAAAGAGUAGUUAGCGAAAUCGAAACAGAAAUCGGGAAUUAUGAAGAAGAAAUUGGCGAUGUAAUUAGCGUAAAAUCAAAUGCUCAGCGCGAUAAACAUUUAAAGAGAGAAAUUGAAGAACGUAAUAGACUAUUGAAUUCUGUAGACGAACAGAGGAUAUUAAUUAAUGGGUUGACUGCGGAUAUUCUUCGCACUCAAGAAAUUUGCAAAUCGAUGCAGUCUUCAUUUGACCAAUAUAAGUUAGAAUCUGAAUUACAAAUUACUCAUCUGCAGAAAGAACUAUACGCUGUUUUGAAAAGUCGUGAGUAUCAGUGUGUAACAAAUACUAUCGAACGCUUAUACGAAACAACCCGCAAACCUAUUGAUGUAAAUGUAGCUUCUACUGCCAAGCAAGAUAUAUACUCAGGGUUAGCAGAGCUAAUCAGCGGUAAUGCAAACGGCGAUUUUUCUUAUUUGCCCCUUCAUGAAAAGCCUGACCAACAGUUAUUCGCUCUCGCUGAUGUUGAAUCUGAUGAUAAAGUAUUGUAG